AUGAAGAAGGUCUUGCUUUUGCAAAAUAACGUAAUAAUUCCAAGUCAAAUCCUUAGAGAAACGACGAAGAAACCCGAAACAUUAAACGUAACCGAAUCCCGACAGUUCAGAGAACACGGGUUACUAAAUAUCAGUGACGGUGCGUACGAGUUCUUCAUGCUCCUCGAACAGCAAAGAGUAGACCAGAUUAACUCGGUUCGAUUAUCUCAGCAAGGACCUGACCUGAUCAAAGAUUCGAUUGAAGAUGUAACAAAAAACGAAGUCUUACAAACCAAAUUUCUAAAUCUUUUUUGCUUAGAUGAUAAUGGUGAUAAGGUGAGUUUGGGAAUACUAUGGUAUUUAUAUAUCUAUGUUAAUAACAGUAAGGUGUAAUGGUUGUUUUACGAAAACAGUGGAUGUUGUCAAAGAACAUCCAACAAACUAAACAAUUCUGUAUUUUAUCACUUAUAUGUUUUCCCCAUAUUCUAGGCAAUGGUAUUAGAACUCUACCGUGAAGUUGUAAUUCGCUAUCUCAAAAUGGGCGCUGGUCAAUUCCUUCGUGAUUUUAGGAAAGAUUACCAGCUGCAAAAGACUUUCGCACACCGUAAAUCCCUGAUGCAAAAGAAGGAAAAAGCAAAUAAAAAGAAACUCAAGGUACAUAUUCCACACAUUGAACAGGAUACAAGUAAAGGUAAGAAACUUUCCCAUUUAAGAUUGCAAGCACUAGUGGCUAAAUUGAACGCAGAAGGAUUACGGAGUCUGUAUCAAAAGAAAGAGUUGCAAAAACUGUGUGACGCCUAUAAUGUGAGAUACCUUUCACGAUGGAACAAAGGGAAUCUGGCGAAUGAUCUUGCCCAAGCAAUAGUCCAAAACGAGGCGAUUCCUGCUCCUCAGGUCCUAUCAUUUUAUCGCUCAGAACUUUCGGGAGAAGACCACGUGAACAGUGUUCCAGUUAUUCGCAUUAGGCGUUUAUGUUAUGGUUCUACCUCGUAG
This is a messenger RNA of Paramuricea clavata, 972 nucleotides long. The record is from the annotation of a GenBank genome assembly. NCBI's taxonomy places the organism in Eukaryota, Metazoa, Cnidaria, Anthozoa, Malacalcyonacea, Plexauridae.